AUGACAUCAGAGAAGCGACCUCGUGACAACAACGACACCGACGUCGAUACCAACACCACCAACACCACCAACACCACUACCCCCAGCAAAAAAAUUAAAUUGGAUUUGAACAACCUCAAGCCAUCCCACACACUAUUCGUGAAAAACUUGGAUAACAAAGCGAAUAAACAAUCCCUUGUGCACAAUCUAUACAUACUUUUCUCAGCAUUCGGAGAUGUUAUCUCAAUUAAAUUAUACAAGUGUUAUGCAUUCAUAGCAUUUGGCCUGGUGGAAUCAGCAAAAUUAGCAUUACGGUCAUUACAAGAGGAAGAAUUUUUUGAGAGGCCGUUGAAGAUUGGUUAUGCUCUUAAAGAGUCGAAAGUAGUGGCAAAUGCAUUAAGCGGGGGAAAGAAUCUAAAUAUGGAUAAAGUUGAAACUGAUAAUGAAAAUGGUGAUCAAAAUGGUGAUCAAAAUGGUGAUCAAGAAGAAGCACAGGAGGAGGAAGAAUUAGAAGUAGAAGAAGAAGAAGAAGUGUUACCACUGUAUGAAUGA
Lodderomyces elongisporus is the source of this 531-nucleotide messenger RNA. RefSeq names its product U2 snRNP complex subunit. The transcript has a single exon. The record is from RefSeq and is a predicted model, not a curated record. Lineage: Eukaryota; Fungi; Ascomycota; Pichiomycetes; Serinales; Debaryomycetaceae. Gene Ontology annotation, cellular component: ribonucleoprotein complex. Gene Ontology annotation, molecular function: RNA binding. Bases 1 to 531 code for a protein of 176 amino acids.